Molecule: messenger RNA, 603 nt
Organism: Sorex araneus (European shrew)
Lineage: Eukaryota; Metazoa; Chordata; Mammalia; Eulipotyphla; Soricidae
Gene: MBD3L1
Product: methyl-CpG binding domain protein 3 like 1
Exons: 1
Coding region: 1-603 (200 amino acids)
Source: RefSeq, a predicted model, not a curated record
AUGGUCAAGCCAUUACAAAGGAAGUCUCGUGAUGAUGAAAACCAAUCCAAGCCAAAGCUUGCCUUGAGCAUCUCCAUUCCUCUGCGGAUGUCCAAUUACAUGUUCAAGAGGCCAGUUACUAGAAUCACAUCCCAUCCUGGCAAUCAGGUGAGAUACCAUCAUUGGGAGGAAACCUUGGACAAGCCACAACAGGUCUGGUGGCAGGAGAGACUGCAAGGACUCCAGGCUUGUAGCAGCACAGGAGAGCCCUUAAGUACUGUGGAUCUCAUCAAAGCAUUGCAAACGUUUGCACCUACUUAUGCAGGUGAAUUCCUGCCAAGUGUACUAGCAGGUGAUCUGGACUCCAGCCCCAUGUCAACCCCUGCCCAGUCUCCAGAUCUGGCAGACGUGGUCUCGGAAUCCGGUCUAGAAAUCCCACACCAUCUCUGCAGACCAUUUCUGGUGACUGAGGAAGACAUCAGGAAACAGGAAAGGAAGGUGAAGAUGGCGAGAGAGAGACUGGCAAUUGCAAUGAUUGCAGAUAGUUUGGCGAAUGAGGCAGAGAAGAUGAGCCAAGGAGAACCAGGAAAACACUCUGGAAAAAAGAGAAGACAAUGCAGAUGA